AUGGAAUCUCCAUUGAUGUUUCUCAUCACACUAUCAUUCUUUCUUCAAUCACUCCUUGUUGCUUCUCACAACCCAUCAAACUCUUCAACAAUCUGCAAAACAACGCCGGAUCCAAAAUACUGCAGAUCUGUUUUCCCCCACAGCCAAGGCAAUGUUCAACAAUACGGCCGUUUCUCAAUCCGCAAAUCGCUAUCGCAGUCGCGAAAGUUCAUUCGUACGGUCGAUAGAUAUUUAAAACGCAACGCUCAUAUAUCUCAACCCGCCGUUAUCAGAGCUCUCCAAGACUGUCGUUUCCUCGCCGGUCUAACCAUGGAUUACCUCUUAACGUCGUUUCAAACAGUUAACGUCACGUCAAAAACGUCCUCGUCCUUCAACACGUUAUCGAUUCCAAAGGCUGAGGAUGUCCAAACGCUUCUUUCCGCAGCGUUGACUAACGAGCAGACGUGUCUGGAAGGCCUCACCACGGCCGCUUCAUCUUCCGCCACGUGGACGGUAAGAAACGGAGUUGCUUUGCCUCUAGUCAACGACACGAAGCUCUUCAGCGUCUCACUCGCUCUCUUCACUAAAGGUGGGUCCCAAAGAAAAAGAAACGAGCCGGGUUUGCUUGGGCCCACCCGAGAUCCGGAUCAUCCACCCACGCUAAACCAUUCCGUCUGUUCCGUAACGGAGCUCUACCGUUAA
This is a messenger RNA of Eruca vesicaria subsp. sativa (arugula), 681 nucleotides long. The record is from the annotation of a GenBank genome assembly. NCBI's taxonomy places the organism in Eukaryota, Viridiplantae, Streptophyta, Magnoliopsida, Brassicales, Brassicaceae.